AUGUCUGCGGCCGUAACCGCGUCUUCACGCGAUUUCUGUGAUCCUUUAAUUUCAGAGCGAGCCAUCGACGACGCUCGGCCGCUUAAGGUUAUAUACAUUGGAGCAGGUGUCUCAGGCAUUAUUGGUGCAAUUGAAUUUCAGAAAUACGUUCCCAAUCUUGACCUCGUCAUCUAUGAGAAGAAUCCCGAGAUAGGUGGGACUUGGUACGAGAACAGAUAUCCUGGAUGUGCAUGCGAUAUUCCCUCUCACUCUUACCAGCUCAGCUACGAAUCUUCCCCCGAGCACUGGAGUAGUUUCUAUGCUGAGGCGCCGGAGAUCCUGAGAUACUGGCAACGGGUAGCAGACAAAUAUGACGUUCGAAAGUAUAUCCGUCUAAGUCAUCAAUGCCUCGAGGCGCGGUGGCUGGAGACUGCCUCGCAAUGGCAGGUUAAGAUUCUGAACCUGGAGACGGGACUCAUCUUCACCGAUACCGCGGAUGUGUUCAUGACCGGAAUUGGAGUUUUGAAUGAAUGGAAGUGGCCAGACAUCAAAGGACUGCACGACUACAAGGGAGAGUUGCUGCACAGUGCCAAUUGGGAUGAGAACUUUGUUGCAGAUGGUAAAUCAGUUGCUGUCAUUGGUGGAGGAAGCAGCGGCAUCCAAAUUGUACCUGCUCUCUUACCCAAGGUCAAAUCCAUGGACCAUUACGUUCGUGGACGCACAUGGAUCUCGACACCCAUUGGUGACGAGUUUGUAAAACAGCGGACAACAGAAGGGGGUAACUUCGACUACACGCCAGAAGAGAAGGCAGCCUGGACAAAGGAACCGACGGCCUAUAUUAACUACCGAAAGAUGCUUGAGCUCGGUAUCCAAUCCAAUUACCGAGCUGUCAUUCGAGGAGGAAAGCAGAACGAGAGCGACAGAUUAACCUACGAGAAGGAUAUGCGCCACAGGCUCAAGGGAAAGCCUGAAGUGAUUGAACAUCUUUUGCCUGAUUUCCCGCCUCUGUGUAAACGGCUGACUCCGGGUCCUGGCUACCUCGAGGCUCUGGCGGCUCCUAAAGUUGAUGUUGUUCCAACACGUAUCUCACAUAUCGACGCGACUGGAAUCGUCACAGUCGAUGGGACACACCGACCCGUGGACGCCAUUGUCUGCGCAACGGGUUUUGACACGAGGCCUGGUGGCAAAGGGAAAUUUCCCAUCUACGGUCGUAACGGAGUCAACCUCGUUGAUCGAUACUUGAAGAACGCAGAGACGUAUUUGGGCCUUUGCACGGACGGGUUUCCCAAUUUCUUCCAGUCACUUGGACCCAACGCUUUCCAGGGAGCAGGGAGCCUUCUCGUUCAGAUGGAAGCUACGCACAAGUAUGUGGGGCAGAUUCUUCAGAAACUGUCCACGGGAAACAUAAGGACCAUUGAGCCGAAGAGGAAGCAGGUCGAGAAUUUCAGCAGAUUCUGCGACAAGUACUUCCAGCGGACAGUGUUCACUACGCAAUGCAGCAGUUGGUACAGAAGCGCAGUUGACGCCAACGGACAGCCCAAAGUCACGGCACUGUGGCCUGGAAGCAGCAUCCAUGCAGUGCGCGCUCUGGAGAAGGUUCGAUGGGAAGAUUUUGAAAUGGAGACGGCUGAUGGAAAUGAUUUCGGUUGGUUCGGCAACGGAUGGACCAUGGCAGAUGUAGACGUCGAUGCCGAGGGCCUGACAUGGUAUGUCAACCAGACGAACUUUUUGGCACCAGACAUCAAAAGUCACGAGGUCAACGGCUUCAAAGAGAAUGGGGCCAUCGAUAUCGGAGCCGAGGUAAUUAAUGGCAUUGGUACAAGUAUUCUUUCAAACGGCCUGCGGAACUGA
This is a messenger RNA of Xylona heveae TC161, 1830 nucleotides long. RefSeq names its product FAD/NAD(P)-binding domain-containing protein. The transcript is spliced from 4 exons. NCBI's taxonomy places the organism in Eukaryota, Fungi, Ascomycota, Xylonomycetes, Xylonales, Xylonaceae. Bases 1 to 1830 code for a protein of 609 amino acids. Gene Ontology annotation, molecular function: N,N-dimethylaniline monooxygenase activity; NADP binding; flavin adenine dinucleotide binding. The record is from RefSeq and is a predicted model, not a curated record.